This is a messenger RNA of Fukomys damarensis (Damara mole-rat), 1626 nucleotides long. RefSeq names its product matrix metallopeptidase 21 (gene Mmp21). The record is from RefSeq and is a predicted model, not a curated record. Gene Ontology annotation, biological process: proteolysis; extracellular matrix organization; collagen catabolic process. Gene Ontology annotation, cellular component: extracellular matrix. NCBI's taxonomy places the organism in Eukaryota, Metazoa, Chordata, Mammalia, Rodentia, Bathyergidae. Gene Ontology annotation, molecular function: zinc ion binding; metalloendopeptidase activity.
AUGCGUGCUGCCUCUGUCUUGCAUCCGACUCUGCUGCUCUGCUGGCUGACCACACCCCAGCUCUCAAAGCCCAAGGCACUCUUCCAUAGCCGGGAUCGCUGGGACCUGGAGCUGUCUCCACUCCGCCAGGCCAGGCCCAUCGCUGACCUCCAGGCUGCUCAGAGAUUCUUAUCCAGAUAUGGCUGGUCAGCAGUGUCUUCAGCCUAGAGUCCUAACCUCAAGAGGACAACAGAGGCCCCAGGAGGCAUCUCCCUGGCCGAUGCCAUGUGCAGGUUCCAGAAGGCAAAUGCAUUGCCAGUCAGCGGAAAGCUGGACACACCAGCCACACUGGUGGCCAUGAACAAGCCAUGCUGUGGUGUGCCUGACAAACAGGGACCCCUGGCCACACCAUCGCCUCCAGCCCCAUCAACUCCUCUAGGUCUACAGCCCAGGGCCCAACCAAAGCACUUCCUGCAAAUGCUGCUGCCCAAGCUGGACAGGCAGCAGGAGGACUCCUCAGACAGUGGGGUCCCCAGGGCCUUCUCCAGAAAGACUCUGACCUGGAGGCUGGUGAGUGAGGCCUACAGCAGCCAGCUCUCUGUGGACGAGCAGAGGUACAUUUUCAAACUGGCCUUCAGGAUGUGGAGCGAGGUGAUACCUCUGAACUUCUGGGAGGACCUCACUGCCCCUGGGGCUAUGGUGAGCAUAAAACUGGGUUUUGGAAGAGGGCGGCACCUGGGCUGCACUCAAGUGUUUGACGGGAACGGGCAGGAGUUCGCUCAUGCCUGGCGCCUGGGCGAUAUUCACUUCGAUGACGAGCACUUUACAAUUCCCACCAGUGACACAGGCAUCAGCCUUCUCAAAGUUGCCGUCCAUGAAAUUGGCCACGUCCUCGGCCUGCCUCACAUCUACAGGACGGGAUCCAUAAUGCAUCCAAAUUAUAUUCCCCACGAGCCUGCAUUUGAGUUGGACUGGUCAGACAGAAAAGCAAUUCAAAAGCUGUAUGGUUCAUGUGGGGGAUCCUUUGAUACUGCUUUUGACUGGAUUCGCAAAGAGAAAAACCAAUAUGGCGAAGUGAUGGUGAGAUUUAGCACAUAUUUCUUCCGAAACAGCUGGUACUGGCUUUAUGAAAAUAGAAACAACAGGACACGAUACGGGGAUCCUAUCCAAAUCCUCACUGGCUGGCAAGGUAUCCCAACGGAACAUAUAGAUGCGUUUGUCCACAUCUGGACACGAAGAAAAGAUGAGCAUUAUUUUUUUAAAGGAAAUCAAUACUGGAGAUACGACGGUGACAAGGAUCAGGCCCUCUUAGAAGAUGAACAAGGAAGAAGCUACCCCAGACUGAUGUCAGAAGGUUUUCCUGGCAUCCCCAGUCCUGUGGACACUGCCUUUUAUGACCGAAGGCAGCGGUUAACUUACUUCUUUAAGGAGUCCUUUGGCAUCACAGAAGUGGAUCCACCCAGGAGAUUCCAACAGCAGCAGAAAGCAGCAUGAAUGAUGGCAUGGCCAGAUAAAGGAAAAUACUUUCCAUGGAGCCUGCUUAAACCCAUUCACAUUCAACUGCUCCCCAACAGUGCACCAGUGCCUUUGUAAUCUGGAAGAUGAGAUGCUGACUAUGGGUAGAACUGUUACUGGGGCACGAAGCAG